Messenger RNA from Miscanthus lutarioriparius, 1053 nucleotides. The record is from the annotation of a GenBank genome assembly. NCBI's taxonomy places the organism in Eukaryota, Viridiplantae, Streptophyta, Magnoliopsida, Poales, Poaceae.
AUGGAAGGCUCCACCGGCGGUUUCCGUGUCGUGUCCAGACGUGCGGUCCGGCCAGAGUCGGCAAGCUCGCCGGACGUCGUGCCGUCGGAGGCGCCCCGGAUCAUGCAGCUGACGCCGUGGGAUCUCCAGUACAUUUCGGUGCACUACAUCCAGAUGGGUGUCCUUCUGCCCAAGAAGAUCCAGGCAACAGCAGGAAGCAGCGCACUCGCCGACGAACUCGCCUCGUCGUUCGCGCGUGCCCUGGGCCGCUUCUACCCUCUGGCCGGCCGCUUCGUCGUCACGGAGAUGUCCGGUGCGUGUCUCACCGUGUCGCUUUGCAGCAACAACGACGGGGCCGAGUUCGUACACGCGGUGGCGCCAGAGGUUUCUGUGAGCGACGUCACCACCCCGCGCUACUUCCCGCCGGUUCUGCGGUCCUUCUUCCCGUGGAACGGGAUGCUGUGUGGCGACGCGAUGCUGGAGCCCCGCCCUGUCGUGGCCGCACAGGUCGCCGAGCUCGCCGACGGCAUGUUCGUCGCCUUGUCGCUCAACCACGCCGCCGCCGACGGCACCACGUUCUGGCACCUGUUCAACACCUGGUCAGAGAUCCACCGCAGCGGUGGCCACGGCUGCGAGCUGUCCAUGCCGCCGCCGGUGCUCGGCAGAUGGUUCCCCGACACAUGCCCCGUACCGGUCACUCUGCCCUUCAGGAACGUGGAGGACAUCGUCCGGCGCGUCGAGGUCCCGCCACACUACAUGGGCAGCGCCGUGGCGCGUGGCGUGGCCAAGUGCACCGUCGCCCAUGUCCUGCGGGACAAAGGGCUGGGCUGUGAGGCGUGGCUGCUCACCCAGGUCGUGGCGUCCUUCGACGAGGCCAAGAUGAGGGACGCGCUCGCGUCCUGGCAUCAGAAGCCACACAUCCUGUACCCGGAGGCGUCCGGCGACGGCGAUCGCGAUCCUGCAGAUAUCGUGGUUGCGUCCUCGACGCGGUUCGACGUCUAUGGCAACUCUCCGGAAGCGCUCGCCAGGUUGACUGUGGACAGGGAAUUCAUGGAGGUAGUGGACAUGGCGUGA